CCUGAGAGCAAGGGACAAGUUGGAUUUUCAGUACAGCAGUGCACAACAAGCAACUGCUCGUUCCCUUGAUCGAUCACACAUCACAGCGCAGCUGGCAGUCUAUGCAGCGCGCCAGGCCCGGGGAGCUGGUUGAGGUCAUCAUGUUCAGGCCAACUGGAAAGGCUCGUGUGAGCAACUUGGAUGAGAGCAUGGCCAUGGAGUUUACUGAUCUCCGGACUCGCGCCAUGUCGUCCGCAGCCAUGAUACGCCAGUCUGUCGCGGCAAAGACGCUGCUCAUCGAGAAUGAAGACGGCAAAGGAUCGACACGCAUGGAGGUCCAAGACUUUAUGAAGCGGUUCCACAUGCAUGCCUCCGAGGACGACAAGACUGGGUCACCAUCAACGGCCUGGGGAACACUCCGCUUCCCUACAAAGGAAGCCACGGCGCCGUACCUCCGCCUGUCAGUGAACGACGACCCGGAGGAUGCCCUGCUGUUUGUCAAGGCCAUGUUGGCGCAGAAGUACGGCGAGACAUACGACCGCCCCAGCCUGAUCCUCAGUGUCACCGGUGGUGCUCGCAACUUCACGCUCCCGCCACGCCUGGAGACGGCCAUUGCCAAAGGUCUUCGCCUUGCCGCACAGCGCACCAACGCCUGGGUCGUCACCGGCGGCACAAACACCGGUGUGAUGAAACUGACUGGCCAGAUUAUGGAGGCCCUCUCCAAGACGCAGUCGCACUUCAUCCCGCCAACCAUCGGCAUCGCUACGUAUGGCGUCAUCAUCGGUGGUGAUGACAUGACUCGGGGUGAACCGCCAAAGAUUGGGCUGGAGUAUGAGAUGCACAAGAAAGACCCGCCCAAGACAACGCCUCUGGACGACAACCACAACCUGUUUCUGCUCGUGGAUGACGGAUCAACCAACAAGUUUGGCAAGGAGAUCAAGUUCCGAGCGGCCUUUGAAAACGCUGCUGGCCAAGCAUUUGCUGCACCAGUCGUCACCAUCGUUGUGCAGGGUGGGCCUGGCACGCUCGGCACUGCACUCCAGGCCGUUCGACAGGGCACACCGAUUGUCGUUGUUGACGGCUCUGGUCUUGCUGCCGACGUUCUUGCAUACGCAUACAACUUCAUGCACAACCCGCUGACGCGCUUCAAGUCGUACACCAUCGACGACCUGCGACAGAAGGUGGCGCAGACGUUCAACCCAAAAUCAUCACAGCAGCUCACCAACCUCCUCGACAGCGCCCUCGAGUGCGUGCAGGAUCCCAACCUGGUGGUGGUGUACAGCCUGCAGGAGAGCGGCAUUGACGAGUUUGACGACUGCAUCCUCAAGGCCAUUUUCUCCAGCCAAGGAAAGCUGGGAAACAAGCUGAAGCAAGCGAUGUACUUUGACCAGCUGGACGUGGCCAAGAGGGCGCUCAGCGAGGCAUCCAAGAACGGCCAGCACAAUGAGAUUGCUGCAUGCAUCAACGACAAUCUAAUGGCUGCGAUGAUGCACAACAAGCCGCAUUUCGUGGAGCUGUACCUUGGCUUUGACGCCAAGAUCUACGAGCUGAAGCCGUCGGAGGAGGUUGCCAAGACGAAUAUCACGGCACUGGACGAGCUGCCCUCGUUUGCGCUCGCCAUCGAGGAGCUCUACAAGCGGGAGGCGAAGAAGCCGCACAGCCACGUGCAGCGCCUCGUCAGCCUCUCCAACACGGACGUCCUUGGCAGGCACUAUCGCGUCAGCACGCAGCGGGGCGACGGUACCACGCGGCGCAUUGGGCGGGAUCUGGCCAACACGCGCGCCUACAACGUGCUCAGGAUGGACCAGAUCUUUGCCCGCCUCGUGUCAAAGGACUUCAGUGUGAACCGCGACUUUACCAUCUACGACUCCAAGUACGACAAGGUCCCCGGCAUUCAGUUCCGUCGCACCGCCCAGGCCUCCCACAUGCUCUUUCUUUGGGCCAUCUGCCUGGACCGGUUCCGCAUGGCGCGGCACUUUUGGCUCAUUGGCGACCAGUCGAUCAUCAACGCGCUGGUGGCGAGCCGCAUCCUGGAGCGGCUCAGCACCCACCGCGCACUGCAGGGGCCACACCUCGCCGAAGAACGUGCCAAGAUGCAGCACAACGCAAAGAAGUUUGAAGAGCUGGCGGUCGGAGUGCUGGGUGAGUGCCACGGCUCAGACUCGCACAUGGCGUCCGAGAUGCUACACUCCAAGAACGACAUGUUCAACAAGAAGAACGCCAUCAACAUUGCAUAUGAUGCAAAGAGCUUGGCCUUCUUGUCGCAUCCGGCAACACAGAGCGUGAUCAACGCUGACUGGUAUGGGCAUCUCAAGUCCGUCACGUCAUUUUGGGCGGUCCUUUUUGCCUUCUUCUUCCCGUUUUUCGUCCUCCCAUUCAUCAACUUCUCCGAAGAUCAUGCAGAGCAGCAGGUUGAGGCGCCGCGCGAUUUCUUCACGGAUGCGCCGCGCUCGUCGCACUCGGCCAACAGCACCACCUCCGGCGCCCACCGCCUCCGCCGCAAGUUUGCAAAGUUCUACUCUGCACCGUACACGCGGUUCAUCUCGGAUCUCCUGUCCCACUUUGUCCUGUGUGUCGUCACCUCGUACUUCGUGCUUGACAAGCUUGAAGACACAAUCAGCGCCAUUGAGUGGAUCCUCCUCGUCUGGUUUGUUGCCCUUCUCCUUGAAGAGCUCAGACAGAUGAUUUUCUGUGACGGCAUUGCGGAGUACAUUUCCGACACUUGGAACCGCCUUGAUCUCAUCAUGAUCACCCUCUUCUUUGUUGGGUUCUUCACCCACGCCAGCGACCCAAGCAAUCAAGACUCAAAGGUGGUGUCCAAGGGCAUCCACGCGUUUCUGGUUGUGGUGCUGUGGUUGCGCUUCAUGCGCUACUACGCCCUCAGCAAGAACCUCGGCCCCAAACUCAUCAUGAUGAUGGAGAUGAUGAAGGACGUGUCCACCUUUGUCUUCCUCCUCCUCAUCUUCCUCAUUGGAUACGGCGUUGCUGCCCAGUCGCUGCUUUCGCCAGAUGAAGAUUUUUCGUCUCGCACGUUUAUCGGCGUGUUGUUCCGCCCAUACUUUCAGAUCUACGGCGAACUGUUCCUGGACGAUCUCAACAGUGAGGCCAACUGCCUCGGUGACACCCCAUUCACAGAGUGUAGUCGCGAGACGGUGCGCAUGGUUCCGUUCUUCCUUGCCGUGUACAUCCUCGGCUCCAACGUCCUGCUCGUCAACCUGUUGAUUGCUAUGUUCAACGACACGUACAUGAAGGUGCAGGAGGCAGCAGAGGACCUGUGGCGGAAGCAAAACUACGAGCUGUGUGCUGAAUACAAGGACCGUCCCUUCCUCCCCGCCCCAUUCAUCCUUCUCGCGCACGUGCACAUGCUCUUCAUGCGCCUUCUCCGUCUGUGCGGUGUUCACACACAGGAGCACGAAAAGAUCCAAGACGAUGAGACGAAGCGAAAGAUCACCACCUUUGAAGAGCUCAACACAGACAAGUUCCUGCGGCGGUGGGAACGCGAGCGCCAAGAGAUGUUAGAGGCGCGCGUCAAGAUGACUAACGACAACGUAGUGCAGGCGAUGGGCAUGAUGGACCAGCUGUUGGAGCACAUGAUCUCGUUCCGCUUUAGUCUCGACCAGCAAGCAACCAAGAUCAAGCAGGAGAUUCGUGACGAUGGCCUCCCCAGCACAGAACCAACCGGCCUCGUCUCGCGCACCCCGUCCCAGCCCAUCAACAGGCUCAACUCCGCAGUGGCUGUCCAUGGCCACACUGCUGAAGCUGCUGAGUGGUAUGUCCCACCGGAGGAGUAUCCCAAAUCUGGUGGCGUGAAGCGCUACCUCAUCGACGCAUCCAUGGUCCCGUUGAGCAUCAUGUGCCCGUCGUACGACCCCGUCGAGUACACGCACCCGUCUGUGGCGGCGCAGCCCGUGUGGGCGGACCCUGCCGACCCGCGUAAGAUCAAGUUCAAUGUGAAGGACGAGGUGAACGGCAAGGUGGUUGAUCGCACGUCGUGCCACCCAAGCGGCAUCAGCAUCGACAGCAACACCGGUCGCCCCAUCAACCCGUGGGGACGCACGGGCAUGACAGGCCGCGGCCUGCUGGGCAAGUGGGGCGUGAACCAGGCAGCGGACACGGUGGUGACGCGGUGGAAGCGGUCACCAGACGGCAGCAUCCUGGAGCGCGACGGCAAGAAGGUGCUGGAGUUUGUGGCCAUUCAGCGCCAAGACAACAAGAUGUGGGCCAUCCCCGGUGGCUUUGUCGACAACGGGGAGGACGUCGCCCUGACCAGCGGCCGCGAGUUCAUGGAGGAGGCGCUUGGCAUGGGCACCAGUGCUGAUUUGAUGUCUGCGGAGAGCAAGGACAGCCUGGCCGCCCUCUUCUCCAGUGGCACGAUUGUGGCCCGUAUUUAUUGCGAGGAUCCGCGCAACACGGACAACGCGUGGGUGGAGACUACGUGCGUCAACUUCCACGAUGAGAGCGGGCGCCACGCCGCAAGGCUCAAGCUCCAGGGCGGCGACGAUGCCGAGCACGCGCGCUGGAUGAUGGUGCACGGCGGCCUCAACUUGUUCGCCUCACACCGCACCCUCCUGCAGCAUGUGACCUCCGCCCUGAACGCGUACUUUUGAGGGCCUUGACGCCAGCGCACGGAUUUGCUUCCGUGUGAUGUGCGUUGUGAUGUGAGUUGUGAUGUGAGUUGUGAUGUGAGUUGUGAUGUGAUUUGCAUCGUGAUGUGUGCGUGUAUGUGUGUGCGUACGUGGGAGUAGAUUUCAGCCGACGUGAUGCUCGGUGUGUGUAUGUGUGUGUGUGUGACUGGGUAUGACUGUGUUUCUCUCUGCUUUAUGCUCCUUGGCUCUCUUACUUUGUCGUUUGCGUGAGAACAAUUCAUCGAGGAUUAACAUCGUGAUAUGUUGCGAA
Molecule: messenger RNA, 4875 nt
Organism: Salpingoeca rosetta
Lineage: Eukaryota; Choanoflagellata; Craspedida; Salpingoecidae
Product: Nudt9 protein
Exons: 32
Coding region: 102-4586 (1494 amino acids)
Biological process (GO): monoatomic cation transmembrane transport
Cellular component (GO): membrane
Molecular function (GO): monoatomic cation channel activity
Source: RefSeq, a predicted model, not a curated record